UGGGUUGGAGGUGUGACGGAAGUGGCUGGGGAGUGAGGAGAGCGGGAGGGGGCGGUUCCCAUUCUACAGCGGAGCCGGAUGUUUGCCGAGCUUUGACAGGCGUGGCAGAGGCUCGGAGCGGUGCCCGACCACGUUUCUUUUCAGGUUCUGUGGGGAACAGGCUUGGCCAUGGACCCGCUUUCAGAGCUGCAGGACGACCUGACCUUGGAUGACAGCAGCCAGGCUCUGAAUCAGCUGAAGCUAGCCUCCAUUGAUGAGAAGAACUGGCCCUCGGAUGAAAUGCCCGAAUUUCCCAAGUCAGAUGACUCCAAAAGCAGCUCCCCGGAACCUGUCACACACCUGAAGUGGGAUGACCCUUAUUACGACAUCGCCCGGCACCAGAUUGUGGAGGUGGCAGGAGAUGACAAGUACGGGAGGAAGAUCAUUCUCUUUAGCGCCUGCCGAAUGCCCCCGAGCCACCAGCUGGACCACAGCAAGCUCCUGGGGUACCUGAAGCACACGCUGGACCAGUAUGUGGAGAGCGACUACACGCUGCUCUACCUGCACCACGGCCUGACCAGCGACAACAAGCCGUCCCUCAGCUGGCUCCGGGACGCCUACCGGGAGUUUGACCGCAAGUACAAGAAGAACAUCAAGGCCCUGUACAUUGUGCACCCCACCAUGUUCAUCAAGACCCUGCUCAUCCUCUUUAAGCCCAUCAUUAGCUUCAAGUUUGGCCAGAAGAUCUUCUAUGUGAAUUACCUCAGCGAGCUGAGCGAGCACGUGAAGCUGGAGCAGCUGGGGAUCCCUCGCCAGGUGCUCAGGUAUGAUGACUUUCUAAAAUCCACACAGAAGAGCCCUGCAACAGCCCCCAAGCCCAUGCCACCGCGGCCCCCUCUGCCCAACCAGCAGUUUGGGGUCUCCCUGCAGCACCUGCAGGAGAAGAACCCAGAGCAGGAGCCCAUUCCACUGGUGCUCCGGGAGACCGUUGCCUACCUGCAGGCCCAAGCUCUCACCAUUGAGGGGCUUUUCCGGAGGUCGGCCAACACCCAAAUUGUACGGGAAGUGCAGCAGAAGUACAACAUGGGGCUACCUGUGGACUUCAGCCAGUACGACGUGCACCUGCCAGCUGUCAUCCUCAAGACCUUCCUCCGGGAGCUCCCCGAGCCCCUGCUCACCUUUGACCUCUACCCCCACGUGGUGGGCUUCCUCAACAUCGACGAGAGCCAGAGAGUGGAGGUGACGCUGCAGGCCCUCCGGACGAUGCCUGAGGAGAACUACCAGGUGCUUCGUUUCCUCACUGCCUUCCUAGUGCAGGUGUCUGCCCACUGUGACCAGAACAAGAUGACCAACACUAACCUGGCUGUCGUCUUCGGCCCUAACCUGCUCUGGGCCAAAGAUGCUGCCAUCACUCUCAAGGCCAUUAAUCCCAUCAACACCUUCACCAAGUUCCUCCUGGAUCAUCAAGGGGAGUUGUUCCCUGGCCCCAACUCCUAGGGGCUCUGAGCCCAGCCCCCGGCCCACCAGCCCCCUUCUCUGAUAGCCCCAGUUUGGACUCUUCCUCCUGGCAUCAGCCUUACAGGAGCCCCGGGCUCCUGCCGCGGAAGGGGUCGUGAGGCGCUGGCACACAGAAGCAGGAGCCAGCCAACGGGGCAGCUCCUCCUCCCCUUCCGUCAGCCCACCUCACCGGCUUGGAAGCCUCGCUGUCACCCUGAGACAUUGUUCUUCGCCUUAUACUUCUCACUGCCCCCUUGGAUCCCUGGUUCUGCGGGGCUGUGCAGAGCUGGCCUCGGCUCUUCCAGUGGGAGCACUGGUGCCAGCAAUCCCUUUCCUGCUUUCUCCUGCCUCUUUCCCUGGCAACUGCAGGUGCCAAAUCACUGCCGGAUGGGCUGGUAGCUGGGGCUGGUCUGCCCCCUCCUGGUUGCUGGGGAAUGAAAGGCUGAGCUGCCUUAGGCCUGCCCUGCUGAGGCUCCUCCCGUCUGGGUGCAGGCCUGGGUGCAGACGCCCUGCCCCUGCCCCUGCCCCUGCCCGCCCCUCCAUCGCCUCAGCUGUGGGUAAUUCCACACGUCCUGGUCAGCCUUUCCUCAGUGGUACUGCCCCAGGAUGUGCUAACCUGGUUCUUCCAGGACUGGCAGCUUGGAUGACGUGGUUGAGUCCCAGCAUCCAUUCGAAAUAAACACCCACUCCCACCCGAGAGGCCCCUAGCAUCUGGUCAGACCUGUGACGAGCAGUCAGCCUCCAUCCUAGGCCUAAGGUUCUUGUGGACAUGUCUGUGGAGUCACACUGGUCCUUGCUCUGGCCAGAGGUGACCCAGUGCCCCCGGAUCUGGUGGCUCCUUCCCCCGUCUGGGGACUCCUUUGCUGGUUAGAUUGGCUCCACCUUCGGGUUUCCAGCAACCUCCCCGAAGGCGCCCAAGGGACCCAGGGCCAUUGUCUUUCAGAAAACAGCCCCCAGUGAUGAUGGCUAGCCCUCAUUCCAGCAGUGUCUUUAGAAUUACACCCCUUCCUGGUGAACCCCGGGGACCCCACCUUCCUGCAGCCUUGUCCCCUGCAGUGGCUGUACCCCCACCGCUUUGGCCAGUGGCUGUACUGCGGGGUCCUCACUGAGCAACCCAGCUCCAUCUGGGAGCUGGGCCCUGACUGCCGGGCUCUCCCCCCAGGGCACUGGCAUAUUAGGACUCGGCCUGGUGUGGCUGCUGCUUCCGUCGGUCCGUCUGUAGCUUGGGCCCAGGCCUCUGCUUUCUGUCCUUUGUGUAUCAGGUGUUCACAGCCCCAUUUACUGGGGAGCCUGUGGAUCUAUUUGGUCUUUCUCCUGCCCCCUGCCUCUUGCCCCACUGGUCUGGGGAAGGGCUUGUGCUGUGAACCAAGGGUUCACAUUCACACCUAAUGACUUCCUUGGCACCAAUCAUGUAUUUCACCUUUGCACUUUUUAUAUUUCAAUAAAAAUGGAGAUGGAAACUGGC
Messenger RNA from Rhinolophus ferrumequinum (greater horseshoe bat), 2941 nucleotides. RefSeq names its product Rho GTPase activating protein 1 (gene ARHGAP1). Gene Ontology annotation, biological process: negative regulation of endocytic recycling; small GTPase-mediated signal transduction. Gene Ontology annotation, cellular component: cytoplasm. Gene Ontology annotation, molecular function: GTPase activator activity. The coding region runs from base 169 to 1476 and encodes 435 amino acids. The record is from RefSeq and is a predicted model, not a curated record. Lineage: Eukaryota; Metazoa; Chordata; Mammalia; Chiroptera; Rhinolophidae. The transcript is spliced from 13 exons.